AUGCAGUGCGACGAUGUCACCUGGAACAUCCUGCACAAAGGACAAUGCUCCUACAAAGCAUGGUCGAAGCCCAAAAUGUUCUGCCGAAACGAAAUGAACUUGACUGGUCUGUGCAACCGAGCUUCGUGUCCGCUCGCGAAUUCGCAAUACGCCACCGUUCGUGAGGAGAACGGAGUGUGCUAUUUGUACGCGAAAGUCGUCGAACGAUCCCAUUAUCCGCGACGUCUCUGGGAGAAGACCAAACUCUCGAAGGACAUGAACAAGGCUCUAGAGCAGAUCAGCGACCAUUUGCUGCAUUGGAGUGAAUACGUGAGACACAAGUGCAAGGCUCGUCUCAUUCGCAUCCAUCAGUACUUGAUUCGAAUGCGCAAAAUGGCUGUUCGUGGAAAGUGAGUGGAAAAGUGAAUGCAAUUGGAUUAAUUUUCGUAUUGUUUUAGCCAGAAGAAGCUCAUUCCAAUUGGAAGAAAAGUAGAGAGACGUGAGAAACGUAGAGAGGAGAAGGCGCUCGUGGCCGCCAAGCUGGAUCACGCCAUCGAGAAGGAGCUGCUCGCCAGACUCAAGUGAGUGAAUUUUCUCUCAAUUCGGGCGGAAAUUAAAAGUUUUUCAGGCAAGGAACCUACGGAGAUGUCUACAACUUCCGUCAGGAAGCAUUCGAACAAAUGCUUGAGAAUACCGAGAAGGAGCUGGAAGUGGAGCAGGAGACCGAACAGGACGAUCCGGAUACCGGAGAGACACAGUUCGUCGCCGACUUUGACAGUUCGGAUGAUGAGGGAGAUAUGGAGGAUGGAAACGGAGGACACUGGUCACCACCGGAUACAGACAGUGAGCAGGAGGAAGACUGGCAGCCGGAGCAAGAGGAGGAAUCGGGCGAAGAGGAUGACGACGAGGAGGGAGGAGAUGAGCCGAUGGAUAUUGAGGAGCCGCCGAAGAAGAAAAAGAAGGUCGUGAAGAAGAAGGCGGAGAAGAAGGUAACAGAUGGAAAGAAGAAGAAGCUGAAGAAGAGAGCGCACGUCGAGAUCGAGUACGAAGAGGAGUCGGAGCCACGGCAACGUGUCAAGGCAUAA
Messenger RNA from Caenorhabditis sp. 36 PRJEB53466, 1064 nucleotides. The record is from the annotation of a GenBank genome assembly. Lineage: Eukaryota; Metazoa; Nematoda; Chromadorea; Rhabditida; Rhabditidae.